UUUUAGAAUCCGCGUAUCCUGUCAGAUGCGAACUGUACUGCCGUGUGACAGGCGACAGUUUACAUUUACCCCGUUCUCUCUUUUCUGAAAGUGAGUGAACCAUUUGUGCCACAAGAUGUUCCUAGCCAAGAAAUUCCUUGGAGGCAUUAUUGAUGUGGUCAGCAACAUCGACCCCGGCCAGUUUGUGCCUUCUGAACCUCCCCCGCCCCGCAGACCGCUGGCUUAUGCUGAGGUCAACGAGUCCGAGGAAGAGAAGCAGUUCCGUAAAGUGUUCCAGCAGCUCGCUGGCGAUGACAUGGAAGUAAGCCCCAAUGAACUGAUGAACAUCCUCAACAGAAUCAUCUCCAAACAUGGUGAUCUGAAGACAGAUGGCUUUACCAUUGAGUCAUGUAGAAGUAUGGUGGCUGUCAUGGAUAGUGACAGCACAGGUAAAUUGGGCUUCCAUGAGUUUAAACACCUCUGGAACAACAUCAAGAAAUGGCAGGCAGUUUAUAAGGCUUAUGACAGGGAUCGCUCAGGAACUAUUGGAGCAGAUGAGCUUCCAGGUGCCUUCAAAGCUGCAGGUUUCCCAUUGAAUGAGCAACUCUUUCAGAUGCUUAUUCGCAGGUAUAGCGAUGAGAGCGGAAACAUGGAUUUUGACAAUUACAUCGGCUGCCUUGUGAGACUUGAUGCCAUGUGCCGCGCCUUCAAGACUCUUGACAAAGACAAUGAUGGCACAAUCAAGGUCAAUAUUCAGGAGUGGCUGCAGCUGACAAUGUACUCCUGAGUGAUAUGAAGGUCUGCGAUGACGUCAAAUCAGUUAUAUGCAAUAAUGACUUUAUGCUUUACACAUCUCCCUCUCUUUUUUUCACACACUAUAGCACUAAUUCUAGAGAAAUGCCAGCAUGGAGCUUUUCAACCUCUGGGGUUAUGCACUCAACUAUGCCAUUCUCUUUCUCUAUACGUUUUAUUUUUAUUUUUACAAUUUUUAGAGCAUUUAGUCCAUUAGUAGCAUUGUUCAACAGAAAACUAACCAAAGAAAGAAAAUUAUAAGAAAGUGUCAAAAUGAACAAAUAUGCCUUUAUGAAGGGUUUAGGUUCAGCCACAAAUAUGCAAAACUGUUUUACAUAUUGAUGUUGUCAGUUGGUGCCAAUUUCGCAUGAAGUCAGUGGGGGAUGCAAGGGAUAAAAAUAUUGCCAUGAAUUUAUCAUGAAAAUCUGGUGUCAAAUACAAUUUUAUAUUGAAUAAAAAAAUAUAUAGUGAUAAA
Messenger RNA from Rhinichthys klamathensis goyatoka, 1246 nucleotides. It is a transcript of the gene capns1a, whose product is annotated as calpain, small subunit 1 a. The coding region runs from base 116 to 766 and encodes 216 amino acids. Lineage: Eukaryota; Metazoa; Chordata; Actinopteri; Cypriniformes; Leuciscidae. Gene Ontology annotation, molecular function: calcium ion binding. The transcript is spliced from 11 exons. The record is from RefSeq and is a predicted model, not a curated record.